CUGUACCACGAUGUGAUGCUGGAGAACUUUGCACUUGUGAUCUCACUGGGUUGCUGGUACGGAAUGGAGGACGAGGAGGCACUUUCUGUGCCACGAAUGUCACUGGGCAAGGCUACAGAUCCAGGUCCACCCGUGUGGAAAGCUCAUCCCUGCGAGAAGUGUGUCUUGGUUGGGAGAGAGAUUCUGUACCUGGCAGAGGACCAAGGACCACAUCCGGGCCAGAAAUCCUACACCUGUGAGGCAUGCGGGAAGCAGUUGUGGUUCAGCACAAGCCUUCACCAGCACCAGAAGCACAACGAAGAGAAGCCAUUCAGUUGGGACAUGGAGGUUGUGACAAGCUACAAGUUGCACGUGUCAGGGAAGCCCUUCCCCUGCGGGGAGAUAGGGAAGGACUUCCUGGCCAUAUUGAGUCUCCUCCAGCAUCAGGCCACUCUCAAAGGGGCAAAACCACACAGCAGCUUCGAGCACGGGGAGUCCUUUCAGGGCGGAAAAAGUCCGCACACAUGCAGCGACUAUGGGAAAUCAUUCAGCUGUGACUAUAAUAAACUCUUCCAGCCUCAGCAGCUUGACCCUAGAGAAAGUUCCCAUGCCUGGGAGAACUGUGCGAAACCUUUUAACCAAAGCUCCAUCCUGAGUAAUUGCCAGAGAGCUUACCCAGCAACAAGGUCUUACGAGUGCAACGAAUGUGGGAGAUCCUUCAGCCAAAGCUACAACCUCAUUCAACACCACAGAAUUCACACUGGCGCAAGGCCUUACAAGUGCAGCGAAUGUGGAAAAGCCUUCAGCUUCAAAUUCAGGCUUGUGCAGCACCUGCAAAUUCACACCAGAGUGAGACCCUAUGCAUGUAGCGAAUGCGGGAAAGCCUUCAGCUACAGCUCUACCCUCAUUAAACACCAGAGAGUUCACACGAGAGAGAAGCCUUACAAGUGUGGCGAGUGUGGGAAUUCCUUCAGCCAAAGCUCCAACCUCAUUCAACACCAGAAAAUUCACAGUGGAGCAAGGCCUUACAAAUGCAACGAAUGUGCAAAAUCCUUCAGCUACAAAUGCAAACUUGUUCAGCACCUGCGCAUUCACACCGGAGAAAGGCCUUAUGAGUGUGGUGAAUGUGGGAAAUCCUUCAGCCACAGGUCCACUCUCAAUCAACACCAGAGAAUUCACACUGGAGCCAGACCUUAUAAGUGCAAUGAGUGUGAGAAAUCCUUUAGCCAAAAGUCCAACCUCAUUCAGCACCGGAGAGUCCACACAGGAGAAAAGCCUUACGAGUGUGGGGAAUGUGGGAAAUCCUUCAGCCAAAGCUCCCACAUCAUUCAGCACCGAAAACUUCACACCAGAUAACCUCAUGAGCUCAACAACUGUGGGGAAAUGGCUCGUAAGCUACAUAUAUGUUACAUAUGUGCAGCAGAUGUCGGUGGAAAGCCUUCAUCUAAACGUCCGGCCUUGUUGGGCCCCAGAAGGUCCUGCCCAGAAUAUGGCAUUUCAUAG
This is a messenger RNA of Puma concolor (puma), 1482 nucleotides long. RefSeq names its product zinc finger protein 418-like. NCBI's taxonomy places the organism in Eukaryota, Metazoa, Chordata, Mammalia, Carnivora, Felidae. Gene Ontology annotation, molecular function: sequence-specific DNA binding; DNA-binding transcription factor activity, RNA polymerase II-specific. Gene Ontology annotation, cellular component: nucleus. The record is from RefSeq and is a predicted model, not a curated record. Gene Ontology annotation, biological process: regulation of transcription by RNA polymerase II.